GAUCGUAUACACAUUAAUAACAAAUUAGUAUUUAUAGCAAAUAAUUGUGUCCUAGUCUUAAAUAUACUCGAAAUGAAGUUCUAUUUGCUGAUCAUUGCUGCAUGCGCAUUUUUGGCUUACGUCCACAGUGAUGCCUGCGUGCAAUGCCAUUCGAAGACUGAAGAGCGCUGCGCCACACAGCCAUUGAGCAUUUUGGCCAAGGAUUGCCCUACCAAUAAUAGCCUCUGCUAUACACGCGUCUUAAAUGGAUAUACGAUUCGUGGCUGCUCCAGCGAACUGGACAACAACACAUUGAACUCGUGCAACAAUGAGUUGGAGUGUCUCGUCUGCUCAGCGAAUGAGGGCUGCAACCGUCUGAUUUUCCCACAAUAUCGCCCCAAGUGCCUGCAAUGCUCCGGUGAUUCGAUCAAUUCGAGCUGCGCCAUCGAGAAUCAUGCUUACAGCAAGGUCUGUCCAACCUAUAAGCUCGGUGACAAGUGCUACAUUCGCUACAACGGACGCACAGGCGAGGGGGCGUUCAAGCGCGGCUGCCUCAGCUCGGCCCAGGCCAAUAAGCAGUGCGUCAUCGAUGGCAAUUGCUACACCUGCGAGGGACACGGCUGCAAUGCCCUGCUGGCCAACGAUACCCUCAUACCGAUAGCACGCGAUGGUGCCAUCACCGUCAUGCUGUCCCUGGCUCUGAUGCUGGCCUGCUCUCUCUUCCAUGUGCUGCUCUAAGUGACACUUUGGAGUUGACAUUUUAC
This is a messenger RNA of Drosophila arizonae, 743 nucleotides long. RefSeq lists its product as uncharacterized. The record is from RefSeq and is a predicted model, not a curated record. Lineage: Eukaryota; Metazoa; Arthropoda; Insecta; Diptera; Drosophilidae.